GUCAUUGUUCAGCGUGAGUGCUGGCUGAAGUGUUAGCAAGGCGCUAACUAGAAACACAGAGCGGUACUCGCUCCUGCGGGAUAAUAUUGUCACCGGACUUUCACAGGACAUCUCGCAGUUUUCGGAUUUUACAAUGAGCAAGAGGAAAGCUCCACAGGAGUCCCUAAACGAGGGAAUAACUGACUUUCUUGUCGAACUGGCUAACUACGAGAAAAAUGUCAACAGGGCAAUACAUAAGUACAAUGCAUACAGGAAAGCAGCAUCCACUAUUGCUAAGUAUCCUAACAAGAUUAAAAGUGGAGAAGAGGCGAAGAAACUGGAUGGAGUUGGUGCUAAAAUAGCUGAAAAGAUCGAUGAGUUCUUGCAAACUGGAAAACUUAGAAAACUUGAAAAGAUCAGAAAUGACGACACCAGCUCUUCCAUAAAUUUCCUCACCAGAGUCACUGGAAUCGGGCCUGCUGCUGCUAGGAAGUUUUUUGAAGAGGGGGUGAAGACACUGGAUGAUUUGAAGAAGGUAGAGCACAAGCUAAAUCACCACCAAAAGAUUGGACUCAAGUACUUUGAAGAAUUUGAGAAAAGGAUCCCAAGAGCUGAAAUGGAAAAGAUGGAGGUUCUUAUUCUGGGGGAAUUAAAGAAAAUUGGUCCAGAAUAUAUUGGAACAAUCUGUGGAAGCUAUAGGAGAGGUGCAGCAUCGAGUGGUGAUAUUGAUAUUUUAUUGACUCACCCAAAUUACACUUCUCAAACAGAGAAGCAGCCAAAGCUUCUUCAUGCUGUGGUCGAUCAUUUGGAGUCCAUUGGGUUUGUGACCGACACUCUGUCCAAAGGAGACACCAAGUUCAUGGGAGUCUGCCAGCUGCAGGACACUGAUGAUGACGAGGAAGAACAUCUUCACAGGCGCAUUGAUAUUAGGUUAAUUCCCAAGGACCAGUACUACUGUGGAGUUCUGUAUUUCACUGGAAGUGACAUCUUUAAUAAGAACAUGAGGACUCAUGCUCUGGAGAAGGGCUUCACUCUGAACGAGUACACCAUCAGGCCACUUGGUGUCACUGGAAUGGCGGGAGAGCCUCUGUUGGUGGACAGUGAGAGAGACAUCUUUGAAUACAUCCAGUACAGAUACAGAGAGCCGAAAGAUCGCAGCGAGUGAAGGAAAUCGACAGCAAUCCUGCCAACAUGGAUUAAACGAUGUUUGUUUUCCACUUACUCAUGACCCUAAAAAAAAGAGUAAAUGUGAAAAGAAUUUUAAUUAUAAGAGUUGGAUAUUUUCCCCAGCUUAAAUUGAAAUGAUCUUCACAUUCUGGACUUAAUAUUUAUUUAUAACACUUCACCUUCCUGCCUCAUGAAAGUGCUUUUGCUUUAUUUUUAGGGUUUUAAAUCAUGUCAACUGUAGAUUCAUUUUUAGAUUUUGUUUUUGGUAAACCAAAAAAGGAGUUAUAAACGUACAUGAGCCACUUAAUGUGGAUAGUCUGUUGCAUUUUGUUUGUUCAUCCUGAAUGUGUGUGGUUUUGAUUUUUAUUAUUGUACUACAUUAAUAUUUUAGUUUGUUGUUUAGACAAUGAAAAUGUUACAAUAAUGCGCCAUUGGAUUGACGGUUAGCAAUAUGGUAAUCAAACCAGAUGAGAGUAGUAUUCUCAGCAUUUAAAUUUGAUUUUGUUGAAUGUUGGGUUUAAUUAAUCUAUUGUAUGAGAUGAGGAAAAGACAACAUCCAGUGUUGAACCAUUUCAGAAUGUGUUCUUUUUCCAGGAAGGCAGUAAAACUGAUACUUGUAAUAUGGUUACUUUCAGGUUUGUGCAAAUAUGUCAGAAGUUUUUUAUGAAGAAAAUGAAACGUGAAGCAUUGCUGUCACUAGAUUGAAAUAAACUGGAAGAAACAGUUACAUUUUAAAGUCUA
Messenger RNA from Poeciliopsis prolifica (blackstripe livebearer), 1887 nucleotides. It is a transcript of the gene polb, whose product is annotated as polymerase (DNA directed), beta. The transcript has 14 exons. Gene Ontology annotation, molecular function: DNA-directed DNA polymerase activity; DNA binding. NCBI's taxonomy places the organism in Eukaryota, Metazoa, Chordata, Actinopteri, Cyprinodontiformes, Poeciliidae. Gene Ontology annotation, biological process: double-strand break repair via nonhomologous end joining. The coding region runs from base 134 to 1144 and encodes 336 amino acids. The record is from RefSeq and is a predicted model, not a curated record. Gene Ontology annotation, cellular component: nucleus.